UCAAGAUCAGUCUCCUUUCCUUUCUCUUUUCGGGAGCAGAGCUGAAAAAGAUGGGAAAUUCCAAUGAUUCUUCGUUCAUUAUCAUGUCGAUUCCUCACAAUCGCUCUUUGUGAUGCUGCGGAACCAUGGCAAUUAGGAUCUAAAGACGCAGCAACACCUAUGAUGCAAGGAAUCAUUGACUUACAUCACGAUAUCUUUUUCUUCCUCAUUCUUAUUUUGGUUUUCGUAUCACGGAUGUUGGUUCGCGCUUUAUGGCAUUUCAACGAGCAAACUAAUCCAAUCCCACAAAGGAUUGUUCAUGGAAGUACUAUCGAAAUUAUUCGGACCAUAUUUCCAAGUGUCAUUCUUUUGUUCAUUGCUAUACCAUCGUUUGCUCUGUUAUACUCAAUGGACGGGGUAUUAGUAGAUCCAGCCAUUACUAUCAAAGCUAUUGGACAUCAAUGGUAUCGGACUUAUGAGUAUUCGGACUAUAACAGUUCCGAUGAACAGUCACUCACUUUUGACAGUUAUAUGAUUCCAGAAGAUGAUCCAGAAUUGGGUCAAUCACGUUUAUUAGAAGUUGACAAUAGAGUGGUUGUACCAUCCAAAACUCAUCUACGUAUGAUUGUAACACCCGCUGAUGUACCUCAUAGUUGGGUUGUACCUUCCUCAGGUGUCAAAUGUGAUGCUGUACCUGGUCAUUCAAAUCUUACCUCCAUCUCGGUACAACGAGAAGGCGUUUACUAUGGUCAGUGCAGUGAGAUUCGUGGAACUAAUCAUGCCUUUACGCCUAUCGUCUUAGAAGCAGUGACUUUGAAAGAUUAUGCGGAUUGGGUAUCCAAUCAAUUAAUCCUCCAAACCAACUAA
Triticum dicoccoides is the source of this 846-nucleotide messenger RNA. RefSeq names its product cytochrome c oxidase subunit 2-like. Gene Ontology annotation, molecular function: copper ion binding; cytochrome-c oxidase activity. Gene Ontology annotation, biological process: ATP synthesis coupled electron transport. Gene Ontology annotation, cellular component: membrane. The transcript has 2 exons. NCBI's taxonomy places the organism in Eukaryota, Viridiplantae, Streptophyta, Magnoliopsida, Poales, Poaceae. The coding region runs from base 64 to 846 and encodes 260 amino acids. The record is from RefSeq and is a predicted model, not a curated record.